Molecule: messenger RNA, 4137 nt
Organism: Lethenteron reissneri (Far Eastern brook lamprey)
Lineage: Eukaryota; Metazoa; Chordata; Hyperoartia; Petromyzontiformes; Petromyzontidae
Product: long-chain-fatty-acid--CoA ligase 1-like
Biological process (GO): long-chain fatty acid metabolic process
Cellular component (GO): endoplasmic reticulum; membrane
Molecular function (GO): long-chain fatty acid-CoA ligase activity
Source: RefSeq, a predicted model, not a curated record
AUCUCUGCCGCCAGUCUCCCUGGGAGAUCCUCUGCGGUGGGCGCACAAUGACGAGGGCUCCUUUCCCAGGCUCCGCCGCGUAGCUGCGUACUGCACGGUUGGCUCAGCAUCCCGGCGAUUCGACACGAGAUGGCUUGGGUGGAGGAGUACAUCCCUUGGCGCACGCAAAUGCUCUCUAUCGGGGGGCUCCUCGAGAACGUGUGGGGGUCUAUGCCCCCCUCCGCCUGGCUCGGAGUUGGCACGGCCUCCCUGUUCACGGGAUACUGGUACCUGUCACGGCCGCGGCCCAUCUGCCCGCCGUGCCAGCUGACGCAGCAGUCCGUGGAGGUUGAGGGCCAACACGGUGUGAGAAGAUCCGCCCUCCUGAAGAAGGACAAAUUGCUGGAGUUUUACUACGAAGAUGCAAAGACCAUGUAUGAAGUCUUCCAUCGGGGAAUGCGCGUUUCAAAGAAUGGGCCGUGUCUGGGCUAUCGGAAGCCCAAACAGGCAUAUCAGUGGAUGUCCUACAAAGAGGUUGCUGAAAGGUCGGAGUGGUUUGGUUCUGGGUUAAUCCACAAAGGCUGCCGCCCAGACACGGACCAGUUCAUCGGAGUCUUUGCACAGAACCGGCCAGAGUGGAUCAUCACGGAGCAGGCUUGCUACAUGUACUCCAUGGUCUCGGUGCCUCUGUACGACACGCUGGGGCAGGAGGCCAUCCGCUUCAUCAUUAACAGAGCGGAGAUCGCCGUCGUGGUGUGCGACACGGUGGAGCGCGCCCGCGUGCUGCUGCGCGGCGUGGAGAACCGCGAGACCCCGGGCUUGCGGACCGUGGUCGUCAUGGAGACUCCCGACUCGGGCCUCAUCCAGUGGGGCAUCACCUGCCGUGUGGACGUGCUGUCCUUCCAAUACAUCGAGGACUGCGGGAGAAUGCACAAGCGAACAACAUUACCACCCAAGCCUGAAGAUUUGGCAAUUAUUUGUUUUACAAGUGGAACAACAGGUAACCCGAAGGGAGCCAUGCUCACCCAUCGCAACAUCGUCUCCGACAUGUCUGGCUUUCUGAAAGUGACCGAGAGCUUGUUCUUGCCAGAGACGAGCGACAUCGCCAUCUCGUACCUCCCGCUCGCUCACAUGUUUGAGAGGCUGGUCCAGGCCACUUUGUUCUGCCACGGGGCCCGCAUUGGCUUCUUCCAGGGCGAUGUGCGGCUGCUCUUGGACGACAUGCAGGCCCUCAGGCCGACCGUGUUUCCCGUGGUCCCUCGCAUUCUCAACCGCAUGUACGACAAGGUGCUUGGGAGCACCCGAACGCCCUUCCGGAGGAAGCUUCUGGAGUUCGGGGCGCGGCGGAAGAUGGCGGAGCUGCAGCGAGGAGUUGUUCGCAGGAACUCCCUGUGGGACUGGCUCGUCUUCCGCCCCAUGCAGCUGAGCGUGGGCGGACGCGUCCGCAUGAUCAUGACCGGAGCUGCUCCCAUCUCCCCGGGAGUGCUCAACUUCUUGCGCGUCGUUAUGGGAUGCCAGAUGUAUGAAGGCUACGGACAGACAGAAUGUACAGCUGGCUGUACCCUAACCCUGCCUGGAGAUUGGAAGGCCGGUCACGUUGGAGCGCCGAUGCCAUGCAAUUACAUAAAACUGCACGAUGUGAAAGACAUGGAAUAUUACACAUCACAGGGAAAGGGAGAGGUGUGCGUUAAGGGCCCCAACGUCUUCAAGGGGUACCUGAAGGACGCGGAGAAGACGGCCGAGGCGGUGGAUCGGGAUGGGUGGCUUCACACUGGAGACAUUGGCCAAUGGAUGCCCAACGGAACUCUGAAGAUCAUCGAUCGCAAGAAGCACAUCUUCAAGCUGGCUCAGGGGGAGUACAUCGCUCCCGAGAAGAUUGAGAACGUGUACUGUCGCUGCGAGCCCGUGGCCCAGGUGUACGUGCACGGGGACAGUCUUCAGGCCUGUCUUGUUGCAGUUGUGGUACCUGACCCAGAAAUACUUUGCUGCUGGAUCCGGAAGAAAGGCAUCGUGGGCACAUACUCGGAGCUCUGCAGAAAUAAGGAAGUCAGACAAGCAAUUCUGGAAGACAUGCAACGCCUCGGCAAGGAAUCCGACUUGCAGCCUUUUGAGCAGGUGAAGGACGUUCACCUGCACAACGAGAUGUUCAGCAUCGAGAACGGGCUGCUCACGCCCACGUUCAAGGCCAAGCGGACGGAGCUGAGGACGCACUUCUGCAGCGUCAUCAGCAGCAUGUACCAGAACAUGAAAGCGUGAGACAGAUGGCACGAACACUUGCAGCUCACCCACCAAGUGUUCUCGACACGACAGUACCCCCCGCCCCUACCCCCCUGCGUGGUUGAGCUGCAAUAAUCGCUCUCGGAUGUGUUUUCGAGAACCGUUCCUGAAGAAGCGCCCAGCACUCGGAGCUAAACGUCGGGCACCGUGCCGAACAACACGCGGUAACAACCCGAAAACACACCGGAGAAGAUAUUUUCAACGCAACAUCAUCAUCAUCGUCAUGCCAGCACGAGAUCAUCCAUGGUUUAUGUCAGGGAACCAUCUGCUAAUUCUAGAUUUGAAGCUUUCGUGACUGCAAGGAUUCAUACUCUUAGUGUUUUCGGUGAAGUCACGUAGGUAAAAAAUGAAAUUAAAAUUACUAAAAAUAAAAUAAUAAAAAAUCACGACGUUUCGGAGGCAACACAAGUCUCCGUAUUAAUUUUAAUUUCAUUUUUUACCUACGUGACUUUACCGAAAAAACUAAGAGUAACCAUCUGCUACCUUAAAACGUUCUUAUUGAAGGUGGGCGCUAGUGGCUCGUGCGAUGAUGAAGCUGCCGUGUGUGUGUGUGCGUGUGGGAGACUAGAGCUCAGUUGAGUCUCUAUAGGAGGCGAUUACGAAGCGUAGUGGGGACUUCAGUGCGCCCACUGCUCACGCACGUUACCAAGCUAAGGGAUUGUGCAAACUACCCAACGCAGGAAUGUCCUGCUCAUAAUAGUCCUUUGGGCAUUUCCUGCUAUUGACAUUUGACUGACUGGGGCUCUAACAGGCUGGCACACAUCCCUGAACUGCAUUGAUCACCGCCGGGUUAUUGUCGUCAUGUCAAUCGCUGUCGCUGCAGUGAGCGUCGUCGUCGAUUCGUACCGUAAUUGAUUUAUGGGGCAGAUCGCGAGAGUAGAACGCGUUGUCGUACGCCCCUCUCCACCCGACACAAGCCAAUUAAUAACGGUGUCCCGUGAACACACGUGGUUGCUCUCUGACACGGCCUACCGGUUUGCUGGCACGUUUGUCCCACGUGAAAAUUUUAUUAAUUCAUAAUGGAGGUUUUUUUUGGGUUAGAUCGAGUAAAUAUAAAUGCGUCCGAUUGUAAAUGUUGUGGGUUUACUCUCCAACACAACCGAUGUGCUGAACUAGUAACUAAUUAGUUACUAAUUAUUAAUUAGUAUUCUUUGUUUAAAUGACCACCUUGCUAAUUGGCUGUUUCGAGUGGUGGCGGUUUUAACGACACAUUUAUAUUUACGCGAUCUAACCCAAAAAACCUCCACUAUGGAUAAUAUUGGUCGCGAAAGCCUACGUGUUAAACUAACUUAUUAAGUGGUCAUGUCGGGUGGAGUGGGGUGUACAACACACAUUAUACUCACGCAAUCUAAGCCACAAUUCAAUUACGAAUCAUAAUAUUGGUAGCGACCGUAAUUGAUUUCAUUGUUUAGCUUUUAUCAGUGUUCUCUUAAUCAUUUAUUCUAAUAUCACGAUCAUAACCGUUGUCAUCAUUCUUACGGCUGUCGUCAAAUUUACUAAACCCGCGUGCUCCAUGUAUGGAAAUAACAUCUUAAUUUAGAAUUGAACCGCCGUGUUUGUGUUCAUCGCUAAAAUUACUCAACGUCUCUUAUUCUAUAUUUAGUACAUCCUGUCAAGCUUACAAAUGUAAAGUCUAUGUACAUUUCUGUUUAAUCAAAACAGUAUACGAAAUCACGGCACUGUCUGCAAAACCUACUGAUCGGUGUAAUAUUCGUCGGCAUGUCAAACAUCCCUUGUAAGAUGUUUGCGCACAGAUCUGUAAAACAUGACUUGCUAUUAAUAAACAUUCCAAAUGUGAAGUGUUACACAAUGCAUGUGAUCAGAGUAACUAAUUGAAUGUACAUGUAGUUUAUUUUAAUAAAGUAUAUCUUAAAGUAUGAA